Heterotrigona itama is the source of this 1869-nucleotide messenger RNA. NCBI's taxonomy places the organism in Eukaryota, Metazoa, Arthropoda, Insecta, Hymenoptera, Apidae. The record is from the annotation of a GenBank genome assembly.
AUGAGCCCGGCCUCCCAGGGCGGCGUGGAGGUGGAGCGUUACAUCGGCAGUUGUUUGAUAUCGUCGACCAUCAGGCCGGGAUCGCACAAGCCAAUCGUCGGUAGGAAACAGGAACCAGUGAUUCGCGGGAAAACGCGAGGCUGUUACGGAACUGCGAGUUUCUCGAGUGGAGCGGAACAAUGUCAGGUGCAGUACGGGCCUGGCGGUUGGACAGGCGCCCCUUUGAUAUCCAUGACAUUGGCUAUUCACACGCAAGGAGCGCCGUUGAUUCUAGCCAAUCGGUUUCACAAUCGCGGCAAGACGCACAACAGCGGAAACGCUAAUGGCGUUGCUGCGUGCAGCAAUACAGGAACGAUUAAUAGUUACGUUGCGAAUGGGCUGACUGCUGCCGUGGCGUCGAACUGCGCGAUGAACAACAACACGUCGAUGAGGUGUCCACCGUCGCGGCCGCAGAGGCCGAUCGAGCUGGCGAAGAAGCAGCAAGCCAACUCGAAAUCGCCCGAUUGUUCGACGACGAAGGAAGUCGCCAACACGGGGAACAACAUCGCGAACAUCGACUCGUUGAGCAUCGCGAGCGACGAAAGUUCAGGAUCGAACAAUUCGGAGAACAGUCUGCCGCGUAUCAUCAAGCCUCGGAAGCGUCGAAAGAAGGACAGGAAACCGCCGAACAAUGCGACGACGGUGGCUUCCGCCGAGGUGACGAAACACGAGGAACAACAGCAACAGUCGAGUGCCUCGGGUGUCGUUAACAACGAACAAUCGAACCCGGUGAUGGUGGUUUCUUUAAAACCCACGGCCUGUUACGAGCAACGUUACGAAGUCGCGCCACCGUUGCCGCCGCCGCCGCCGCCUCACCUUCGAAACCAUAGAAGGCCACCAAUAGCGAGGGAAAGGACAACGAGCAUGUCGGUGCAAGAGAUACCUGACGCGAGGCAUAGGUAUCCGCAUCGGCACGUGGAAGUGAAAGUGUUGGACGACAACAGGAACGUCGUGGUGCCGGUGCAAAUGCGCGCCAUACUGCCAAAGGGUUACAGACACAACGGCCAUCACCAUCACCAUCACCAUCACAACCAUAGUCACGUCGGUGGCGGUAACGUUCUGCGCUACCUGCACGAGUACAACGACCCGUCGACGACGACGACGACAACGACAACCACGACAACGACGACGACGACGACGACAGGCUGCGAGGACGGGAUCAACAAGGAUGAAUUAGGGCCGUGUCAGUGUCGAUAUUGCGAUCCCGCGGCUCUCAUAUGGGACGUGGAUCAGAACUGUUACUCGCCCUUUUUGACCCCAUCACCGUCCACCGAGUUCUGUCCUACCCACUUCACGCAGAUGCCGCUAUUCUUGUCGUCCCGGCCGAGUCUCGGCUGUCAGGAGCAAAGUAUGGAGAGGCUUUUCAACGGCGACAAUCCCCGAACCCAUCGGCAGAAAGACGUGAGCGGGAACAGCAGCAACAGCAGCACCAGCUCCUCCUCCACCGGUGUAGUGCAGCUGAGGCGCAGCUGGAGCGAUCCGACCAGUUACUUCAGCGAGGAGAUCGGCACACCUAGCAAAGACGUCGGCGUGAUCGGUGACAGAGGACAGAUCGAGACCGGGAAACGUCGAACGCUGUGGCGCGGUGACUCGAUCGGUAUUCCUGCGAGUGGUAGUAACGUCGCUGCAAUCAUCACGUCGCCGAACGGUCACCGGGACCUCGAGAUCAAAUUUUACUCGCCCUCGCCGAACGCGCCGAUACCCGAGGAGGAGAAGUGUGUCUUCGCGGAGGAGGCGGACGAGGACGAGGAAGAUUUCAGCGAUAUUUGGAGCUACCACGAGUCCAAGUUGCAACAGGAUUUCCGCACGUUGCUGCAAGCGGAAGAAUAA